Messenger RNA from Saccharomyces paradoxus, 666 nucleotides. It is a transcript of the gene CSA1, whose product is annotated as Csa1p. NCBI's taxonomy places the organism in Eukaryota, Fungi, Ascomycota, Saccharomycetes, Saccharomycetales, Saccharomycetaceae. The transcript has a single exon. The record is from RefSeq and is a predicted model, not a curated record. Bases 1 to 666 code for a protein of 221 amino acids.
AUGGGAAUUCAAGAAAAGGGACUGGGAACACGAAAAGAGCGUAAAUUGGCGGUUGUGCCCCGUGAAAGAAGCCAUGUUAGGUAUGCUUCGCAGAGGACACGUUCUAAAAACUACAAGAAUAUCUCCAAAGAAAGGGCUCAACAACACGCGUUUGGAUUCAAUAUUGCUAAGAUUAUUGCAAAGAUCCAAGCAUUUGUAUGGAGAUCUCCCGCCGAGGAGAAAGAAGAAAGUAAUAUCCCAUUGUCUAAAGCUUCUCAGGAUUGUGUGCCUUUGCAAUGGCAAGCAAAAUUUGCGCAGUUACAGCAGCAACUGCACUCUACACAAAAGGAACUACAAUUUGUUAAGGAGAAGUGUCACCUAUUGCAGUCAGUGCUGGACGACGCAAACAUCGAUCAAAGAUACCUGGAAUCUCGUCGGGACAUGAAAAAUAUUGAACGAGACAAUCUCAAACCCACAGAAAAUUUACCGCCUUCACCAGUAAGAGCAGUAAACCCAUUAGUCACUUCAAGUCCAAUCCAUAUGUCGCCACUCCAGUCGCGCCAACGACCACUCUCUUCCCUACAGCCCCCCAAGGGCCCCAACUUCUACGCCAAGUAUCCGAAGCUUCCUCAGACGAACAUUCUCAGAGAAUCUCCAACUGAGGAUUCACUCUCUCACGCUGAAUAG